This is a messenger RNA of Branchiostoma floridae (Florida lancelet), 2999 nucleotides long. Its product is annotated as calcium/calmodulin-dependent protein kinase type 1D-like. Gene Ontology annotation, molecular function: calmodulin binding; calcium/calmodulin-dependent protein kinase activity; ATP binding. Gene Ontology annotation, biological process: protein phosphorylation. The record is from RefSeq and is a predicted model, not a curated record. NCBI's taxonomy places the organism in Eukaryota, Metazoa, Chordata, Leptocardii, Amphioxiformes, Branchiostomatidae.
ACGUGACAGCGCGGCAGUGUGGAGACCGCUGUGUUGACUGGUGCUGCAUGUUGUCGGUGCCGCCGAGCUGUUGUCUACUCUCCCCGGUCAGAAAGUCUACAACUCGCGUGGAGAAAUGGUAGCGAAGGUCGCACACAGUCUGUUGAUCAUUGAUUCCAUGCGCUAGCCGCUCGCCGCGGUGUUUUUGAGUAAGAGAUCCAGCUACGCCCUUAGCAAGCUCCUUACGUUGAAGGGGCCGAGCCGCGCACCAGUUGCCUUCGGUGGAAAGAGCAGUUUGACCCGAAGACCUCCCAACAGCAAACAUGCCUCUCUUCGGGAAGAAGAAGUUCGAUGAACGCUCCAGCGAGAUGACGAGAAGGUUCAUGUUUAAGGAGACACUUGGAACGGGAGCCUUCUCGGAGGUACUGCUCGCCGAAGACCGAGAGACUCACGCCAUGGUCGCGGUGAAAUGCAUCGACAAGAAAGCCUUAAAGGGCAAGGAAGAGACCUUAGAGAACGAAAUACAAAUCUUGAGAAGGGUGAAGCAUCCAAAUAUCGUCCAUUUGCACGAGAUUAUCGACAGCAAGUCCCAUCUGUACUUGGUAAUGGAGCUAGUUACAGGAGGGGAGUUGUUUGACAGGAUAGUGGAGAAAGGCAGCUACUCUGAGAAGGACGCCAGUAGUCUAGUCAGACAAAUCCUAGAUGCCAUAGCCUAUCUACAUGACCAAGGAGUGGUGCACAGGGACCUCAAGCCAGAGAACCUUCUGUACUAUUCCCCAGAUGAGGACUCCAAGAUCAUGAUCAGUGAUUUUGGUCUGUCCAAGAUGGAGCAAGAGGGAGUCAUGUCUACUGCCUGUGGAACUCCAGGAUAUGUUGCUCCAGAAGUGUUAGCACAAAGGCCUUAUGGAAAGGAAGUGGAUUGCUGGUCCAUUGGUGUCAUAUCUUACAUCUUGUUGUGUGGGUACCCCCCAUUCUAUGAUGAGGAUGACACGCAGCUCUUCAAACAGAUCAUUAAAGGAGAGUUUGAGUAUGAUGCGCCCUACUGGGAUGACAUCUCAGAUUCAGCCAAAGAUUUCAUCAACAACCUGCUAGAAAUAGAUGUAAAGAAGAGGUAUAACUGCAGCCAAGCCAUAUCACACCCCUGGAUCUCAGGUAACACAGCUCGAGACAAGGACAUCCACCAGUCUGUCAGUGCACAGAUGAAGAAAAACUUUGCCAAGAAGAAGUGGAGGCAAGCAUUCAAUGCCACAGCAGUGGUGAGACACAUGAGGAAGCUGCAGCUGAGUUCCCAGGAGAGCAGGGCGGCGGCAGGGCAGACGACAGAGACACAGGAAGGACAGCCUGCCGCGCCCUAACAUGGAAAACUCUGCAGGUGUCAUACCUACAAUGUCACCUUCCCUUCAGUAGGACUCUUCCAUGUAGAGAAUACAGGCAGGGGUGGACCAAAAAAUUUCCUACCCACAUUCCACUAUAAAGGGUACAUUUUUCUUUUGAUGAACAGUCAUCUUUUAUUUUGUUGACUUCAUCAUCCAUUUAGAGAAUGUUGUGAUGAACAUUUCUACCAAAAAGGCUGAUGAAGCUCAGACUUACAAUUCAUUCAUCCACAGAUCAUAUAGCAUGGUAUAGAUAUAAUUAAUAUUUAGAGACAUGAAUCAACUUCCAGAAGUGAUUUUGAUUCAAGAAUUUGUGAUCUUAAGCUUUCCAAAUCAUAUUUUUAGUGCUGAAUUGUGUCAUUCUGUUCAGGCCAAAAUAAUGAGAAUCAUUUCUGUUGUCAAUCAAAAGAAGUUUUGACAAUCAUAAUAUUGCUGCAGAGUAAUUUUUGUGCUACUUUAUGUGUGUGUUUCAAACAAUCAUAGAUAAUAGAUUUGGGCAAAGGAUCCUGAUAAAAGAUUGGAACAGUGAAAAUGGACUGCACAAAUGACAGGCAUUGGCAUUGAAUGAUCCUUCCCUUAUUUUAGAAGAAGACACAAAUACUUGAAUUUUUUCUGUAAAUAUUUGUUUGGUUUAAAUGAUGGUGUCUUUUACAUUCAAUGUUUUCAUUAAUUGACAUUAGAACUUCAUUGUUGCUAAGAUUUAUAUGCUAAUCAUUGAUAAUUUUGUGUUUGCUUUCAAGUAUUAAAACAAGAAAAUACCAAAGUGUAUGUAUGAGUAUCCUUAAGAAACUUGCAUUGGUGUACAAAAGUGUACUUCACUAAACAGGGUGUAGUUUUUUUGUAAUGUUGUCAUAGAUGUUCCUAAAAUGGUAAUUAGUCUCUAUAAUAUACAUACAUCAAGUACAUGUACAUGUAAGGAUGUUGGAUUUUGGUACAGAAAAUGCUACGAUGAACUACCUGUUGGCAGUUGUAUUGCUAAAUUCCACAUGCAUACUGUGUAUUUUCGAUGAUGUACUGACAUUAUUCCUGUAGAAAAUGUGUUCCUAUUUUCAAACAAAGAAAACUGAGUCAGUUUAAAGUUAAGAUAUUUAAUCAUACAUACUGUAAAUGCAGAAAUAUUUGCGGUGGUUUUAUGUUUGCGGUUUUUGCAAGGCAGUCUUACCGCGAACUUGAAACCACCGCAAACAUUUUUCCAUUACAGUUUGUGACUUGCACAGUUUAUGGCACUACUGCAAACUUAAAAACACUCCACUUUCCCGCUAAUGCGAAAUUAAAUCACUGCGAUCUUAAACGCAUUUACAGUUACAUUGAACCAAAGUUUGGGUAUGACAGAGCUACCACAGUAAUGCCAUCUAGCAGUGGUAAUUGGAAAUGCAGACUCUAAAGGAUUACAUCACCUCUGCCACUACACACAAUGAACUUCAGUUUAGAGCCUGACUGUCUGGGAUGUUGCUACAUAAGAAUCUUUCCAUAGAUGGUACAAAACAGCUCAUUUUCAGAUAACUGCUCAAUAGUGUAGUUGACUGCUUUCAUACACAUGUACAUGUAUGGCUACUGUGAAACUUGCCUCUAUCUUGUUACGAUAGGAGAUAUUUUGGCUAAGCCUUAUACAGUCAUGUAUCUAAGGGACUGUUUGCAUCAUGUACA